GCUGUUGUACUUGACGCCUUCCUGUUUAGCAGUUCUGUCAAGAUUUUGUCAGUGUUGAACCUGAACCUGAACUCAACACAUUUGCUGGACACGCACUGGGAUUAAAGGUGGUGUAAUGGCGAGCAAUCCUGCAGUGUUGAUGCGGUUGGUGGCUUCGGCCCACGCUGUGGCAGAAAAGGCUGGAACAAUUGUCCGAAGAGUGCUCAAAAGUGGAGAGCUCGGUAUUGUUGAAAAGACAGGAGCCAAUGAUCUACAGACACUGGCCGACAGGCUUGUUCAGAAGAGUAUUUGUGCAUCCUUGUCCAAAAGCUUCCCUAAACUCACUAUUAUCGGGGAAGAGGAUUUACCGGCUGAGACUGUCGAAGAUGACCUGAUAGAGAACGGCCAGAACAGCUUAAUCCUAGAAAAGUCCUGUCCAGAUCAGUAUGCAAGCCUUAAAGAGGAAGAGCUAGUUGUGUGGGUCGACCCUCUCGAUGGAACUAAAGAGUAUACGGAAGCUGCAAGGGUUUUGUACAGCCCAGUUUACAUACAGAAGCCAGUGCUGCCCCACAGAACACCUAACCGGCUCUUGGAUCAUGUGACAGUCCUCAUAGGUAUUGCUCAUGCAGGAACAGCCAUUGCUGGAGUCAUCAAUCAACCUUUCUACAACUACCAGGCGGGGGCUGGUGCUACUCUAGGCCGGACAUUAUGGGGAGUGUUGGGUUUGGGUGCAUUCGGGUUUCAACUCAAGGAGGUCCCAGAUGGUAAAAGAAUCAUCACGACCACACGGUCGCAUAGUAAUAAACUUGUGAUCGACACAGUUCAAGCAAUGGAGCCUCAUGAUGUCAUCAGAGUGGGCGGAGCUGGAAAUAAGAUCAUCCAGCUGGUGGAGGGAACGGCUUCCGCUUAUGUGUUUGCCAGUCUAGGAUGUAAAAAGUGGGACACUUGUGCACCUGAGGCUAUUCUGCACGCAGUUGGAGGUAAACUGACAGACAUGCAUGGGAAUACAUACAAAUAUGAUGCCAAUGUGAAGCACAUGAAUUCUGCUGGAGUUCUGGCAACAUUGAGAAAUCAUGAGUACUAUUUAAGCAAAGUGCCGCAGGCCGUCCAACAGGCUCUUCCCACAGACUGAAGCAUUAAUGGACACAGUCACACUCAAAACCUAUGUGCCUGAAAGCGAUGACAUAUGUUUCUGUUUUGUUUUUUUUUUCAUUUAAUCAUUUUGUUUUGAGUAGCUUUCAUUAGGGGACCAAAUUAAAUAUGUAAUUUGUAAUAAUGUUGCAGGUACAAGUAACUGAAAUAAACUGCCAUUGUGCAUUUAUACUGUAAAAAAAA
Danio rerio (zebrafish) is the source of this 1314-nucleotide messenger RNA. The record is from RefSeq and is a predicted model, not a curated record. NCBI's taxonomy places the organism in Eukaryota, Metazoa, Chordata, Actinopteri, Cypriniformes, Danionidae.